AUGCGGCACCGCAACGGGCUGCUGCAGGACCGCAACAUCUUCGUCAUGGACGGACAGGUGAUGAUGGUCGUCUGCUAUCACAAGUCGCAGUCGCAGUGGGACAAGCCGAAGGUGGUGCCGCGCUUCUUGCCGCCGCGGCUAGGGCAGGUGAUGGUGCUGUACUUGGCGUACUUGCAGCCGUUCCGUGAGUAUCUCACCGUGCAGGUGCUCGGCGGCAGCUUCAGCGACUACGUGUGGGCGGACGAGCAGGGCCCGUGGGGGACUGAUCGACUGACGCGAGCGCUGAGGCGAGAGACUGGCAAGAGGCUGGGAGUGCCGCUGCACACGCUCGACUACUGGCACGCGGCUGUUGGCGAGGUGGACGAGGCUGAGGUAGACGAGGAUGGGGAGGACGUGAUGGAGCUGCAGAACGCAAGGACGACAGUAAUUAGAGUGGGCAACUACAGCGUGCUAAUUAACAUUGUCAAGCAUCUCAGCGUGCGCUUGAUUAAAGCGUUCCGUCCGCUCAGCGCGAUGUGGCACCGCUUCUUAGGGCUGGAUAGGAAGCAGGCAGCGCCGCAGUGGACUUGGAUGGGCAACAUCAAUCUGAUGAGGAGGGCGAAGAAACGUGGGCGCAGUGGCAUCAACAGCGAUGACGAUGACAGGAAUAAGGAUAAUCAGGGCAGGGAAGCCGCGUUGCUGCAUAGAGACAAGAAAGAGAAGGCAGUCCGCAAGGAGCUAGCGCUGCACGCAGUAAUUGAUGGGCAGACGCCGCUUGUCGUCGUGCUGCCGACCGGUGGAGGCAAGAGCUUGCUGUUUAGCGUGCCGGCUUGCAUGGACGACGCUGGGGUGACGGUGGUCGUGGUGCCGUACCGAGCGCUCAUUGAGGAUCUAGUAGACCGGAUGCAGAAGUGCGGCAUCGACUGCAUGGAGUGGAAGCACGGCGAGAGCAGCCCGGCCGCUGUUGUCGUAGUCAGCGCAGACGCCGCAGGGGACACUACAAGCAACGGCAACUUCUUAGG
Molecule: messenger RNA, 1001 nt
Organism: Didymella exigua CBS 183.55
Lineage: Eukaryota; Fungi; Ascomycota; Dothideomycetes; Pleosporales; Didymellaceae
Exons: 3
Biological process (GO): double-strand break repair via homologous recombination
Cellular component (GO): nucleus; chromosome; cytoplasm
Molecular function (GO): nucleic acid binding; four-way junction helicase activity; 3'-5' DNA helicase activity
Source: RefSeq, a predicted model, not a curated record